Messenger RNA from Aureobasidium subglaciale EXF-2481, 1926 nucleotides. RefSeq lists its product as uncharacterized. NCBI's taxonomy places the organism in Eukaryota, Fungi, Ascomycota, Dothideomycetes, Dothideales, Saccotheciaceae. Bases 1 to 1926 code for a protein of 641 amino acids. The transcript has a single exon. Gene Ontology annotation, molecular function: protein binding. The record is from RefSeq and is a predicted model, not a curated record.
AUGGCAAGGGCUGUACAUACUUCGUUCAGGCUGCUACCUCAGUCCGUCCGACAGACUCGCAUCCCUGCAGAGCUCAACAGCCUCGCAGAUCUCCUGGUCCUUGACAUACAGGCAAAGGUCCUGCCUCCGAGCUAUGAUGCGCACUUGCAUCUUCUGAGCUUCUAUAAAGAGUCGGCCGCCUUUGAGAAGGGCAACGCCUUCUGGUCAUGGCUGGUGAAGCAGAGCGAUGAUUACGUCAACGCAAAUCUUUAUGGCGUUGCCCUUGAACUCUUUGCUUUCCAAGGUCGUCCUGCAGAGGAUACGGAACAGCUAUAUGAGAAAGCCCUUGAUCGCUUUCCUGGUGUCUUCCUCCAAUACCAUCUCGCCCACAAUGCCGUCAUUGCCGACCGCGCUCAGCCCACGGCCAUAUCAGGUAUCCCUAGAGCCCUGUUACAAGGCAUCUUGACCGCACGCAUUUUACGUGGUGACGCAAAGUCAGCCUAUCUCACCCUGGAUACCACUUUCAGACUCUUCCCCACCAAGCUCCCGGCUCGAUUCGUUACCCUUUUCGUCCAGGAACGCCCCUUAAAUGAAGCUUACAAGCUUUUCCUGCUUGCCUGUCAAGCUGGCGCCACUCCGGGCCAUGAUGCCUUAAAGAUUCUCUUGUCAAACCUGCGAAAAGUCGUUGCGACUCGACCACUUGAAAAUGCUGCUAUGUUGCGUGCAAUGGUUACCGCUUGCUACGCUCAUGUGGCUUCUGGCGCUGCCUUGCACAACAAGUCUCUCAAUGAACUGGUCAUCGCAAUCACCGGACUCUUGAAAGAUCGUGCCUUCGCCGGAAUGUCAUCCGACCAACUGCGACCUAUCACUGACGGAAUUGGUGCUCUGAUCAGUGACCUCUUUGGCAUCUGGGCUAGUCAAAACUCACCACCAGGCAUAGCUUCGUUCAACUCUAUGAUCGCCAAUCUCGCUGGCCGAGGUAAGCGUCAAGACGUUAUCGAUCAUUCUCUCGAAGCAUUAAAGCAUUAUGGACUCAAACCCAACACGGUCACGUUCCGCUCCAUCUUAACUGCUGCAGGCGAAAUGGGUGACGCUGAAGCAGUUCGCUCAGCCUGGACUAGUCUAGUUGCCAACCGCAUUGGGACAGGCGCUGCGCUGGAGCUUGUGGACUGGCAGAAUCUGUUGAACGCCGCUAGACGUAUUGAUAAUCCGGAUUACGUGCAACAACAGCUCGUCAAUUUUCAACACAUAGUGCCGACACAUAUCUUAGAUCGAAUGAGCACCGCGAUCCAGGUCGAAAACUUCUCGAGACGCUCCAAAUCGGACGAGAGCCCACCAUCGGAAUACUGGAUGAUUGCAGCAAAAUCGACGAAGAUUUUGGACGUCCUCAGACAGGAUAUUGAUUAUCUGUCAGCGAACUUGCAGUCUAAUCGCAACUUUUACGCUGAGCCUUUGUCGUUUUCCCUACAAGACCGCGCAAACGUGUAUGCAGGUAUACCUGAACAGCACAUCCGUAUGGUGUACGAUGAAAUGACAACAGACUCGUCGACAACUCUCGACCUUCUCCCACCGUCAGUUUCCGAGUCAGGACUACAAGCCGAGAUAGAGGUCGAAAAGCAAGGACCUGCCGUGAGUCCAACAGGAUAUCCACUUGAUGAGCUUCGAUACCAGAACUGGAAGACGAUCAACGAGCUUCUGUUUUAUGCAAAAAUACAUGACAGAGAAUACAUGAAGGCUGUUGACAAUGCCAUCAAGCUCGGCAAACCGCCACCUGCUCGCGAUAUGGAAUUGAGCAACGUACUAGGAAUUGACCAAAUGCCUGGUUUGAGUGACUCGAACACAAAGCCCGAUGACGACAGAUCAAGCACUGCUUCUGGUGAUGACAAGGAAGUCACACUUGAUGAGUUCCGGGAGACGAUCUUCGAACUCCGUGGCCGUAAGGCUUAA